GCAGCUUUCUGCGCGCGUUCAAUUGUUAUUUGUCAUAUUAUUCUCUAGAAAAUAAAACUUAAAAAUGCAGCAGACCCGUGAGAUACUGACCUUCCAGUUUGGUACAUAUGCCAAUUACGUGGGUGCACAUUUCUGGAAUCAGCAGGAGGCAAACUUUGUUUAUGAUCGCGAGGGCAAUAUAGCGGAGGAGCAGCUGCCUCAGAAUGACAUCCUCUAUAGAGAGGGUCUCAAUGAUCAGAAACAGACGACAUAUACGCCAAGAUUGUUAUCGGUUGAUUUACUGGGCACAUUGCGGCAUUUGCCAGUUGUUGGCGAAUUGUAUGGUAACUUUUUGCCAUUGAUGGACGAACAGAACGCAGAUGAGCUACAGAAAACUAAAGAUUUAGUUGAACAGAGUCAGAUAUUGACGCCCGGCGGUCUGGAUGUACGCAAGCAGCCACCAGUCGAGCCAUCCGAAUACCAAUUGGAUUUGGUAAAGGGUACCGUGUACACCGAAAGAAAGGAUUACAAAUUGGCUGACACGUGCAGCAGCUGGGCGGACUAUCUAUAUGCACGCUAUCACCCGCGCUCAUUGAAUGUGCUCCGAGGCAUGCAGCGUCAGACGGAUGUCCAAGUGCUGGGCACCCAGGUGGCUGGCGUCGAGCUGUGGCAAUCGGUGGCCUUCAACGACGACUUUUGCGAUCGCAUUCGCAUGUAUGCAGAGGAAUGUGAUGCAUUGCAGGGCUUUCAGAUGCUCUUCGACAUUGACGAUGGCUUCAGUGGCUUGGCCACCAAGUGUCUGGAGCACUUGAAUGAUGAAUAUGGUCGGGCCAGCUAUGUGCUGCCGUUACAUUAUCCACGUAACAUUUCCUAUGCCCAAGCAGAUGCGCGCACGGCACACAGCAUCCGUGUGGUGAAUAGCGUGCUCAGCUAUUAUCAUCUCAGCGAGCAGGCAACCAUGUUUACGCCGCUUUCCACGCUGGAGACCAUUUGGCGUAAUACGACUUUGCAAUCGAGACGUAUGCCUGGCCUACACUGGCAGUCGGAUAAUCUGUACCAGAGCUCUGCUAUUUUGGCUGCCUACUUGGAUACGGUUACGAUGGGCUAUCGCCUGCGCAAUACGCCGGAAUCGCUGUUGCGCUUUUGUGAGCGCGUUACGCCAUCUAAUCGCAAUAUGACUGCAGCAGGCCUAUCGCUGCCAUUGAGCAUGGAGCAGGAGCAGGAUCUGAUUGACUUCCUGGAUGGCAGCAAUAAUGGCUCGUUGCUGACACAGCUAACGCCUGGCUGUGAGCCGGGCGAUUCGCAUGUUGUACAAUCGAUUGUGGCACGCGGAAUACCCCAUUCACGGCUCAAGCGACCCGUGGACCAGGCCGGUCCGCAACUGCGUAUGGCGGCCUACAAAUGCGAGAGUGUCUCCCAGAUGCUUCUGUUGUACUAUCAGUGUGCCUAUCAUGGCAGUGUUACGCAUGCCGCCUCCCUGCCGCUGCCACUGAACACCAAGCUACCAUUUCCCUAUGAAAUCUUUGAUGCACACAUCGCAGCUGAUGGCUUUAAGCUGCUGGGCCAGGCGGAGCGGGAGAAGGACAAUCGUGUGGGCAGCGCUCCAGCACUAGCUGCUGUACAGAACUCCAGCAAACUGGGCGCGCAUCUGGAUACAUUGCAUGGGCAAACGCAUCGUGUGCAGUUGGCCAAGCUGCAGAGCUACGCGCAGUCGGGCUUCGAGCAGGAAGAGUACGACACGGCACUGGAUAAGCUGCUCGAGUUUAGAGACAACUACAAAGAUGAUCAUUAUCUUUAAAUCUGUGAUAACACACACACACACACACACAAACACAUAGUUAACAAUUCACAAU
Messenger RNA from Drosophila arizonae, 1832 nucleotides. RefSeq names its product misato mitochondrial distribution and morphology regulator (gene mst). The record is from RefSeq and is a predicted model, not a curated record. Lineage: Eukaryota; Metazoa; Arthropoda; Insecta; Diptera; Drosophilidae. Gene Ontology annotation, biological process: mitochondrion organization. Gene Ontology annotation, cellular component: cytoplasm; mitochondrion.